Messenger RNA from Ectocarpus siliculosus, 1476 nucleotides. The record is from the annotation of a GenBank genome assembly. NCBI's taxonomy places the organism in Eukaryota, Phaeophyceae, Ectocarpales, Ectocarpaceae.
AUGGCGGAGAUCCAGUUCAUCGUGGAUAAGCUCAACGAGCCCCCCUUCAGCAAAGAUCUGCGAUUGGUGACUUUCGACGAGAAAUCGCCGGCGGACCUUCUCCAGCAGCUGAACGAGAUCUUCACGGCGAUCGACCCGCAGCAGAUGUCGGAGCAGGACGAGCCCGGCGACGCGAGCACCACCCGCAUGAUGUCCUUCCUCGUCAUGCUCAAGUUCCCGAUACCGGAUCACGAGCGGGAGGGCUUUCGACGCGGGCUCGCAGUUGGAGACAAGGAAGUAGUCUACCCGGCCAUGCACUGGUGUCUGCAGCGGCUACCGCAGCUCAAGAAACGGGCCUACCUGGCCCGCUACCUCAUGCCGGUCGAGGUUCCGAUGGAGUUCAUGCAGGAUCAGGCGUUGAUCGAUUUGCACGAGUCUCACCGGCAGCUGCAGGCGGAGUUCAAGGCCACACACAAGCAGGUGGACCAGACCCGCAACACCGACCUCAGACCCGGGGAGCUUCGCACGGAGAUCGGUCAGCUCGAGGACGAGAAGAAGCAGCUGACGGAGAAGAUCUCCAAGCUCAAGGCCAACGUCUCGGAAGAGCCUGGGUUCGCGGAGAUGCUAGACGUGACGAGCAGGCUCCGGAAGGCCCAGGAGGAAAUGGCCGAGCUCGGCGCCAAGUCGAUCCAGCAGAGGGGCCAGCUCCACCAGGCCGAGACGAGGGCGGAGGACGCACGCCGCCGCCUGGGGGUGCUCCGACAGGGGACGGCGUCGGCUACGACCGCCGCGGCGGUGCUGGGCCAGCUGCAAAGAGAGGUCGCUGCGCUGGACAACAAGCUGACGCAGGUGCUUCCCACGGAGAUCGGUCAGAGGGCACGGAAGCUGGAGCAGCUGGAGCGCGAGGCCGCCGAGCCUCAGCGUUCGAGGGAGGACGUGCAAGAGAUGGAGCAGCUGGAGUACCAACUGCGGAGAGAGAACGAGCAAACGAGGCAGCAGAUCGAGAAGGCGCUAGCUGACAGGCAGCCGGCGGGGCUGGCGGCUAAGAAGCGCGCCGAGAAGGAGGGCGAGUGGGAGAGGCUGCAGGAGGAGAGGGCCAAGCUGGCCGCGGAGAUCGAAGACAAGGAGUCCAAGAUGGAGGGGCUCAACUCGGGCGGCCGGGGGGGCGGUGGAUCGAACGGCAUGUCGAAGGAAGAGCUGAGGCAGUACGGGGCUCUCCUUCGCGAGAAGACCCAGACGUACCUCAAGAUGAAGGCCGAGCUCGCGGCCACCCGGGCGGAGAGCGUUGUCUUGAGGAGGACCGAGCAGAUUCUCAAGGGCCGCGACGAGAACCUGGAGGAGUUCCUUGGGCAGAUGGAGGCGGAGAAGGGGGUUACGGGGUACCGCAAGGUCCACGCGGACCUCGUCGAGAAGUCGGAGCAGACGGCCAAGGCAAGGUUUAGGCGGAUCGCCGAAUACGGGAGACAGGAAGGGGGGCGAUCCAUAAGUAUUAAAUGA